AUGGUCGCACAACAGUUCCUCGCUCGGCUAUCGGCCGCAGCUCUUCUCCUUUUUUCCUCCUCUUCAUUGGCCGCGCCAGUUGAAAAGCGUACGGGCGCUGUACCAGCUGUCUCCGGCUCAGAGGUUGUUAUAGGAAGUGGAACAUAUCCACGCGCCAACUACCUCCAGGACGGUUCCAUCCUCGCUGCUUACACUGCUACCCCGGACGAUGAACAUAUUAUCACUGUCGCUACCUCCACUGACAACGGAGUGAGCUGGACAAAAACCGGUACUGUGGCAUCAGGACCCACGUCGACCACAGACAUCGAUAACCCAUAUCCGCUCCAGCUCCCCAAUGGUCGUAUCCUGAUUGCCUUCAGAAACCACUCUCUCCAGGACGGCGUCUACACUUACUUCCGCAUCACUAUCUGCUACUCUGACGAUAACGGCGCAACAUGGUCAUACUUGAGCACCCCAGCAUCGGACCCGGGCCCGACCGACGGUAACUGGGAGCCCUUGUUGCGCAUGGCCGAGGAUGGCGUCACAUUGCAACUGUACUACUCGCGCCAGGACUCCGGUGUUGACCAGGAAAGUUUGAUGCGAACCUCAACCGACGGCGGCGCCACGUGGACCUCGGCUACUGUCAUCAGCAGCGGAGGUGACGGCGAUACUCGCGAUGGCAUGAUCGGUGUUGCGACAGUCGAUGGUGAAAACCUCAUUAUGGUCUUCGAGUCUGAAACGGACGGUGGCCUUUUCUCAGUCCACUCACAGACCAGCUCCGAUGGCGGUGCCACAUGGGGCAACCGUGCAGUUGUCUACGAGGCACAAUCCGGUUGGAAUGCGCAGGCCCCGCAGGUCAUCAAUGUCGGUGGCACUCUGGUCGUGAGCUUUAUGUACGAUCCAAACGACCUUAAUGAUGCAUCCAUCCAAGUCCUUACUAGUACCGACGGUGGCUCGACCUGGGGAGACAUGACCGAGGCAUUUCCUUCAGGCGCUUCAUGGGCUGGCCUAUUGACACUCGACGACGAUACGAGUUUUCUGGCGUUGGCUAGUUACGACGGAGAUGCCCAAGCUCAGAAGCUCGUCCUUUCGUGA
Molecule: messenger RNA, 1074 nt
Organism: Talaromyces atroroseus
Lineage: Eukaryota; Fungi; Ascomycota; Eurotiomycetes; Eurotiales; Trichocomaceae
Exons: 1
Coding region: 1-1074 (357 amino acids)
Source: RefSeq, a predicted model, not a curated record